Lutzomyia longipalpis is the source of this 2388-nucleotide messenger RNA. RefSeq names its product trophoblast glycoprotein. The coding region runs from base 757 to 1947 and encodes 396 amino acids. Gene Ontology annotation, molecular function: protein binding. The transcript is spliced from 2 exons. Gene Ontology annotation, cellular component: membrane. Lineage: Eukaryota; Metazoa; Arthropoda; Insecta; Diptera; Psychodidae. The record is from RefSeq and is a predicted model, not a curated record.
ACUUCUCCCAAGAUUGCCUCAGUGUUAGUUUCUUGGAGCGAGGUUCGCGUAGUAGAGUCACACAAAACCAGUCCCCGCAGCUCAUACAGAACCGAACUCACCAUCGCGAGCCAGUACCUUUGUGAAUUGCGACACGGUGUGAAGCUUCUUCUUGAAGUCCAUUUCGCGCAACGACCCCCAAAAGCGUUCUCCCUCCUCAUUUUCUAUGCCGCAAAACAAUACCCAUAAGCUACUGCAAAAGUCGUAAAAGCAAUCCAUUUGUGCAAGUGAAAAUUCUUUAGUCUAUUGACGAUUCUUUUGGGCAGCUAUUGUUCAAUUUUUUUCCAAAAAAAAGUCGCAAAGAGACACCUCAAUUUGUGAUCUGUGCGAUACAAUGGAAAGGUGUGUGUGUUCGGUCGUUGAUUAUUAUUUUUGUGACUCCUAAUUCCGGUUUGUUGAUUUUGUGUGACUUGUGUGGUGUUUUUCACCUCCCCCCCCCCCGGCAGCAAAGUAAAAAAAAUCAAACAAAUGAAUGCUGAUAAAAUACAAUUGUAUAAUAGCUAAAUGUGAGAAAUGGACAUACCCAUUGAGAAUCAAGCAAUUAAACUUUGAAAACUAUUUCUAUCGGAGCAAUAAUAGAAAAUAAAUAAAUAAAAUCGCGAUCGCUCCCCCGCUGAGGCUAUAGCGGCACUCUCAUCCAACUUUUCCCUCCAUCCUAUUUUCUCACAACACAUUGGGAGUAGUUUUUCUCCAAGCACCCCAAAAAAAAGACACGCCAUGUACUGGAAAUUGCUGACAACGCUGGUACUAUUGAACAUCUCAAAUGUCUGGAGCGGUGGAUGUGGACAAAUGUUUAAGGGCAAAUGCACAUGUGGCUAUGGGAACUACGACAACAGCCGGCGAUAUAUAGUAAAUUGCACUGACACUGGAUUUAGGGAUACAACAAUGUUGGAAAAUCUUCCUGCUGAAAUUGAAGUACUCAUCUUCACGGGGAAUCACAUCUCGGAAUUACCGUGGAACGUUUUUGGACAAAUGAAUGACUUGGAGUCACUGACAAUCGUCGAUAUGUCUAACAAUGGGAUUCAGGAGAUACGUGGAAAAUCCUAUCAUCAUGUGCCAAAUGUCCGUCGCCUCAUUCUCAAUCACAACAAUCUCAGCAUCUCACGCUACGAUGAUGAUUUCAAUCAUCACCAUCCCAGAGUCUUUUCUAAUUUCAUCAAUCUCAUGGAACUCCAUCUGACCAAUGCAUUUGCAGACAAUACCUCGGCACAACUUUCAGAGGACCUACACGAUAUCUUUGUGAAUAGCAACCUGACAAAAUUGAUAAAACUCCACCUGGAGCAAAAUGAGAUCUCGGCAUUUAGGGAUAAGCAAGUUUUCUGCGAUCUUCCAGCCCUGAGAGAUUUACACUUGGGUGACAACAAUCUUAAGGAAAUAAACUUCAAUUUAAUGUGCCUCAAGCACCUGCGCUUCCUGGAUCUCGAAAGGAAUAAAUUCGAGAUGGUUAAAGCCCGAGACUUGGCCACACUCGAUGCUCUCCAAUCUCUUCCUGGGCGCGACGUUAAUCUCGUCGUAGAUUUCAUGUACAAUCCCUUCCGGUGUGAUUGCUCCAUUAGCUACUUAAAUGAAUGGCUUCAGAGAACGAAAGUAGAUGCUAGAAAUCGAGACUACUACACCUGCCAGCGCAACGGGAAGGACUUUGACACUGACACAAUAAUCACCCUAAAAGUUCAGCGUUGUAAGAAUCAAUCUCAGAGCACAAGAACUACAUCUGGACACACAGUGACCCUAGUUUUCCUUCUUGUGGUUCUCUGCUUCAUUCUCGUUGGUCUCGUAGCGGCACUCAUCUACGUUAGUCGCGAUCGUAUCAACCUUCGACGCACAUUCACACCAAUGCUCAGCAAUGUGUCCAAGAAAGUGCAAUACACUUCCAUAAAAGACGACGAUUGUCCUGAGGUUCAUGUCUAAUGAAAAAAAAAGACUACACCCCCGCGCAUCACCCUAUAUACGACAUUUUCUUUUUGUUUUAAAAUUAGGGCUCGUAUUUUUUUUUCUAUUCUCUUUUGCAAUGCAACCAAAAACAACCAACACGGCAAUGAUUGAACUCCAAGAGAAUUUGGGUUAAGAUGAAUCCAAAAUGAAUAUUUUACGGCGGAAUUGUGCCAUGUCAUGUUUAAGAAUUUACAUUAAAUUUAAAAGUAGAAUUACUUUUUUUUAAAAAAAUUACAUUUCGUAACUCUUCCGGCAAGUAGGACGCAAUAUAAGAAUAAAUUUUUAUAUUAAAUAAUGUUUUUACUGUAUUUGCUAAAAACUGUGAUUAUUACAAAUUAAUUCACUACAUUGUGUAAGAAUUUAUUUGAAUUUGACUUGAAUACUUAAUAAAGUAAUAUAGGAAUACUUAAAAAAAAA